AUGGACGACGACAAGGAACGGGACGAGUGGGAAGUAAGCAACUACACCCAAAUUAAUGUCGAUCUUCGUAUGGAUUCGCCCUCUUUUCGAAGAGCGAUGCGAGAGAUGCAGGCAAAGAUUGACCAAGAUCGACGAGGACGGAUGAAGCAGAUCGACGCGCUGAAAGACGAACGUGCCAUCAACGACAUACUUAUGAAAUACUGGGAAGCUUUUGUCUCCUCGGAGCUGGAGAUCCAGGAGACCCGAAUCCAUAACUGGGCUCAAACUGCAUUCCAGGCCGUCGCCAACUUGGCGCCGUGCAAACCCGGCGAGGAUGGUCGAUUGCCGUGGUCUGAAGGAGCACUUGACAAGAGCCAGUUUCUGUCCAUCACGUCAAGGGUGAUUCUGAGUUGUUUGGAACUUAUGGAAAAGAGUCCGGAUGAAAAGAACAUGGACAAAUAUGAGCCUCACGAAGAUCUUUUUCGUCAUGAUGGAUUGAUUCGGGAAUUCCGAACUCAACUAGUCAACGAUAUGAACAGGUCAAAAAAUGAGCAUUGUAGGAAGACGAGGAAGGAAAACUACUUCAUACCACUUGACAGCCCACAUGCCAGCGAGGCGAAGCCGGGCGAGGCAGCCAAACCAGAGCUACUGAUCCCGAAUCGUGACCCGAAUCAAACAACCGCCGCACCAGACACCCGCAACGGCAUCGAGGCGCUCUUCCCAAAACACAAAGGUCAAGAUUCACCCUCCGCAGCCGCCAUGGAGUUUGCCAAUAUCCUACCCCUCGGCUGCCACGCCAGUCGUGACUAUAUUUCCUCACACCCGGAAAUCCUUGACGAGUUCGAGUCCACCGGUCUCUUCAUAGUGGCUGUCGAGACAGCUCUCCGCGGGACUGACGACGAGAAAGCAUGGCGACUCGUACACCAGGCAGAAGUGCUGGAUCGGUGUCGUGCGCUUGGACCUGACGAUUUCACCGAGUUUUUCGACAAAGACAUUAUGCUGGACUAUGACAUAUACAUGAACUUCCUAAUGGCCGCCAAGGAGAGGUAUUGGCGGAUUCUGGAGCUACGUGACGCCCUGCGAGAGAGGGUGAGCGCGUCGAGCGGAAUCAGUAACAAUCACUACGUCCCGGAACGGCGACACGCCAUGAAGCGAUCUGAACCUGAGUACCAAUUCCAGACAGCGAAAAUGGGACGGUGCGGAAAGCGAGGGCUGCGAAUUUCGACGGGUUCGACCCUGGGAUCAAGGCCGCGCUGGAGCUCCAAGUCUACAGAGGCUCUAAGCAGAAAAUUGGAAAUGAUGGACCUUGGUCGAUGCUGA
Metarhizium robertsii ARSEF 23 is the source of this 1299-nucleotide messenger RNA. Its product is annotated as Hsp90 co-chaperone Cdc37. Bases 1 to 1299 code for a protein of 432 amino acids. The record is from RefSeq and is a predicted model, not a curated record. Lineage: Eukaryota; Fungi; Ascomycota; Sordariomycetes; Hypocreales; Clavicipitaceae. The transcript is spliced from 2 exons.